AUGAACUUCAGACUCUCAUCGUUGAUUCUGCUGCUGCUCAUUCCAGGCCCUGCAGCACUGGAUCAGCUCUCUGUGACCUGUGAAAAGAGUAUUUGUGCUGCGAAGGGGUCAGAAGUGACACUGAGCUGCUCUUACUUCAACAUCGAAAUCAAAACUGGGUUCUGGUUCAGCGAGAAACAAAGUACAAACUGGAGAAAAAAUUACAAACCUGAAGAUUUGACUUUAGACUCAGACUACUCAGGACGGGGGAAGCAGACAGUCACAAACUACCAUUCAACACUCACAAUAUCAGACGUGAGAGAGAGAGACUCUGGAGAAUAUCAGCUCAUGUUCAUCAUGAAGGAUGGAGUUAAACAUCUCAGCUCAGCAGCCGUCAAUCUAACAGUCACAGUCCUGCAGGUGAAGAUGAAUCCUGUAUAUACAGACACGAUAGAUGAGAGAGUAAAACUGACUUGUGCCUCUUCCUGCACCUCUGGAGUUUCUUACCACUGGCUGAAGAACGGUCAGGAUUUAGAUACAGAGUCCCGCGAUAUAAUUGUGUCAAUCAGCCCAAAUGCUGUCAAAUUUUCCUGUUUUUUUCAUCCAGACCGAACAAAUGCCUCCUCUUAUCUGUGUGUUUCUCCAAACGGCUGCUGGGAUGUGACUUACUCCUCUAGAAGAGUCUGUGCUUUGGUUGGCUCAACUGUAGACAUUUCCUGCUCAUACUCACAUCCCUCUAGUGAUACUGUAAAUAAAACAUUCUGGCAUUGCGGUCGGCCUGACGUAAAGGAUCUGCUUGAGGAGCAUCAGUUUGCUGGUCGUGUGGAGUAUGUGGGGAACAAACUGAGAAUCAAAGAGCUCAAGAGCAGCGACUCUGGAGAAUAUCGAUUCAAGUUCAUCACUGACUCAGACCAAUACUCAGGAUCACCUGGAGUCACUCUUACUGUUACAGAUACACAAGUGACAAGGAGCCGGUCCACUGUCUCAGGAGAUGAAAAGGUGAUAUUAAACUGUUUAACUAAAUGCACUCUGAACAACAAGCCUACUUACAUCUGGUACAAGAACGGACAACAGGUAACAGAUGGAUUCACUAAAGUCAACAAGCUGUACCUGGACUCAGUCACCAAUGAAGAGCUUCAACAGUAUUCCUGUGCUGUAGGAGAUUCAGUGAACAGCACAGCGUUUAGCCAUUAUACAGUCACUCUGCUGGUGUUUUUACCUCAGUUUCUCACAAUAGCAGCUCUGUGGGUGGGGUAUUUCAUCAAAAUCUCCUUUCAUAACCAAACUGAAAACAAAAAUGAAGAGGUGAGAAAUCAUUGAUAUACAGAAUCUGCAAUAGUAUUUGAAAUGCAUUGCUACAAAAAUGAUUCUAAAUAUGUUUUAUAAUCUUCUUUUUGUCUCAUAUUCUGAUGUUCCAGAUGACUUAAUCUACAGCUGCUGAUUGUCAAUCAGAGCUGCUGGAGUGAUGUCAUUGUGUUCUUUCAGUGACAUCAUCACCCAGCAACAGUCAGAAGUAACAUUCCAGUGAUGUCAUA
Messenger RNA from Carassius carassius (crucian carp), 1514 nucleotides. RefSeq names its product titin-like. Lineage: Eukaryota; Metazoa; Chordata; Actinopteri; Cypriniformes; Cyprinidae. The record is from RefSeq and is a predicted model, not a curated record. The transcript has 7 exons. The coding region runs from base 1 to 1299 and encodes 432 amino acids.